AACUUUCCAAAAUACUGGAGCCCGAAUUCGAAGAGCUUAACAUUCUUGCCAAAACCCUGCUUUAACUCUGAGGGGCCAAAACCCUCACCUCCGUCUGCAGUUACGCACUUCUGCUCUCUUUUCUCCGAAUCAAACUUUAAGUUAUAAAGAGUGAGUGCGCACUCAUUGUCUCUUAACUAGGGUUGAGUGAGAAAAGAUGCAGCACGAUGAGGUCAUAUGGCAAGUUAUCAGACACAAGCAUUGCAGCUUCAUGGCCAAAAUUGAGACAGGGAUAUUUUGUCGAAAUCCAUAUAAUGUAACUGGGAUUUGCAACCGUAGCUCGUGUCCUCUGGCUAAUAGUCGGUACGCCACCAUUCGGGAUCAUGAUGGAGUGUUCUAUUUGUACAUGAAAACAAUAGAAAGGGCUCACAUGCCAAACAAACUUUGGGAAAGAGUUAAAUUGCCAAGAAAUUACGAAAAGGCUCUUGAAAUCAUUGAUAAACAUUUGAUGUACUGGCCAAAGUUUCUUGUCCACAAGGCAAAACAAAGAUUAACAAAAAUGACUCAGAUGCGAAUAAGAAUGAGGAAGCUUGCUUUGAAAACAAGGGAGAAGAUAAUGACCACACCUAGGAAAGAAACGAAAAGAGAAUCUCGCCGACAGGAAAAGGCUGAAAAAGCAGCUCUUCUCGAUAAAAGCAUUGAGAAGGAACUGCUGGAACGCCUUUCUAAAGGAGUAUAUGGGGAUAUAUACAAUUAUCCUGAGCGGAAGUAUCUGGAGAUUCUUGGUAGGGAAGCAAUGCAGGUGGCUAGCGAAGAAGAAGAUGAGGAGGAACAUGAAGUGGAAUAUGUUGAAGGUUAUGAUGAUCUUGAAGAGGAAGAUGAUAUGGAAGAUUUUGAUGGUCUUGGAAUUAGUGACAACGGCUUGGAUGAUGAUACGGUUGGAAUGGACGACGAGGAUGAUGAAGAUGAAGAGGCUGUUGCAGUUCAUCAGAAGAGGGGUAGAAAAGAUUCUGUUUUAGCUAGAAGAAGAGCAGAGAAAGAUGAGCCAAGUGCAAAUUCAAAGAAAAAGGCGAAAGUGCUUGUGGAGGUUGAGCAUGAAGAUACGGGUGAAAGACGGACAGCAGUACAAUGAGAGAUUGUAUUCUGUAAUUCUACAAUUAUCAAAAUGCUUGCUUUAAGCGGCUGCGAAAUUCAAUUGGUAAGAUAUGUUUUUCAAAAUAUGCGCCAGACUUCGCUAGCUAGAAUGAAAUGGCAAAUUUUGUAGUCAUUGUAAGCAAAACAGACUUACUAAUUUUGAUCUUGUAAUAGCAAAUUUUGUAGUCAUUGUUCGUGUUGGAAUUGUGCACUAAGGGGUCGUUUGGUACC
This is a messenger RNA of Nicotiana attenuata, 1344 nucleotides long. Its product is annotated as protein MAK16 homolog. The record is from RefSeq and is a predicted model, not a curated record. The transcript is spliced from 10 exons. The coding region runs from base 197 to 1111 and encodes 304 amino acids. Gene Ontology annotation, biological process: maturation of 5.8S rRNA; maturation of LSU-rRNA. Lineage: Eukaryota; Viridiplantae; Streptophyta; Magnoliopsida; Solanales; Solanaceae. Gene Ontology annotation, cellular component: nucleolus; preribosome, large subunit precursor.